UUCAAAGUCACGAAUAGUACUGUUAAUGACAGGAUUUCCAGAUGCACCACCACUGCUGGAGAGCUUUAGGUUUUAGAAGAUGGGGUGGUCUAGCAUGUUGCUCUUAGACAAUGUCCUUCUAACCCUAUGGCUUUCUAUUGUCAAAGAAGUGAAACCUUGUGAUUAUCCACAAAUCAAAAAUGGUGGUCUAGUUUCUGCUGCAAUCCACAAACAUUCUUUCCCAGCACAGUUAGGAAAGAGAUACAUCAUUUACUGCAAUAGAGGAUUUGGGCCUUUUCCCAUGAAUGUCAUUUACUGCACUCAACAAGGAUGGGAGCCUAAAGUUCCAUGCCGCACUAAUUCCUGUAUGGACCCCCCACAUGUAGAAAAUGCUACUAUAACAUGGCUAUCUGGUGAGACAGUACGUUAUGAAUGUAAUAAACCUCUUAAAAUAUUUGGGGAAGUGGAAGUGAUAUGUCAAAAUGGAACUUGGACAGAACCACCAAGAUGCAAAGAAACGACAUGCAAACCCCUUCUAUUCCAAAUGGUUUCUAUUUUCCUCAGAAGACUGAAUAUAAAACUGAUGAUGCAAUCAUAUAUGAUUGUAAAGUUGGCUCCUAUCCUGCUACUAAAAUAUCUCUUGUAAAGUGUACAAGUGAUGGCUGGAUCCCUGCUCCAAGAUGUAACUCAGAACCUUGUGAUUUUCCACAAAUCAAAAAUGGACGUCUAUAUGAUGAAAACUAUCUCAGACAGCUCCUCCCAGUACCUGCAGGAAAGUGGUUCUUCUAUCACUGCAACAGUGGAUAUAUGAUAUCUUCAAAUAGGAGAUCCAUUAUCUGCACUGGACAAGGCUGGGAGCCACAAGUUCCAUGUGUCAGAGAAUGUAAUUUCCAUAAUGUGGAGAAUAGAAAAUCUUUAUUAUGGGACCUAUCAUAUACAGAGGGCCAGUCUGCAAAAGUCAAUUGUCAACCUGGCUACAGUCCUCCAAAUGGUCAAGACAUAGUUACAUGUACAGAGAACGGCUGGUCUCCUCAACCCAAAUGCAUCCCUGUCAAUCCAUAAAUAGUAUCAGAAGAAAUUAUGGAAAAAUAAGACCUAAUUUUCAGAUGGAGAGAAAAACAAAAGGAGUAUUAUGAAUCAGGGGAGACUCAACAAUUUAAGUGUAAAAAGGAUAUCAUCUAGCAGCAUCUCAACCAUUCCAUACAAUGUGGAUUGAUGGUCACAUUGAUUAUCCCACUUAUACAAAAUAUAUUAAAAGCAUUAUUUGAAUUUAGUUAUACAACUUUCUUUGGUUAAGGUGUAUGCAUAUUAUCAAUAGUUUCAAUUUUAUUUUUGAAAUAUUAUCUAACUCAAUUUUAUUAUAAACUUGUAUUGAUAUAGUGGUGAUUAAUCUGGCAACUGAGAGACUGUUGAAACAAAGGCCAAUGUGAUUUAUUCAAAACUCCCCAAACAUGAUGUGUCUUAGCACAAAAAUCAGUGGCAAGGUAAUAGAUGCAAUCACUUCCCAAUCUGUCUUUAUCCACCACUUUCCCAAAGCUUCUUCUACACCUUUUGAUAUAAGUCCAAGAUUCACAGUGAACACAAGUCUUUAAAAUGUGUAAUUUCACAAAUAUGAAAGAACAAAAUGUCAUACUUUAUAUUACUAAUGAAUAUAAGUAAUUUGUGUGAUUUUGCUUUUGUUACUAAUUAAUAAAUAAGAAUUUUGUGAAUUAAUUUUCAAAUGUACCACUUUUAUAAUGUUAAAUAUACAACAAUUAUAUAAAAGAACAAAUUUUAAUUGGGCAUAAGAGUACAUUAAAUACCACAAUUUUGGCAUUAAAAAACUAUGAAAAUUUUGUAUAACUUACAAACAGGUAAGAUGCACAUACUCUAUGCCCCAAAACAAUAAAGAAAAAUUGUGUUGAA
This is a messenger RNA of Peromyscus leucopus (white-footed mouse), 1884 nucleotides long. RefSeq names its product complement factor H-like. The record is from RefSeq and is a predicted model, not a curated record. The transcript is spliced from 7 exons. Lineage: Eukaryota; Metazoa; Chordata; Mammalia; Rodentia; Cricetidae. The coding region runs from base 454 to 1041 and encodes 195 amino acids.